Messenger RNA from Stegostoma tigrinum, 6475 nucleotides. RefSeq names its product integrin, beta 6 (gene itgb6). Gene Ontology annotation, cellular component: focal adhesion; integrin alphav-beta6 complex; cell surface. The transcript is spliced from 18 exons. Bases 186 to 2603 code for a protein of 805 amino acids. Gene Ontology annotation, molecular function: integrin binding. Gene Ontology annotation, biological process: cell adhesion mediated by integrin; cell migration; cell-matrix adhesion. The record is from RefSeq and is a predicted model, not a curated record. NCBI's taxonomy places the organism in Eukaryota, Metazoa, Chordata, Chondrichthyes, Orectolobiformes, Stegostomatidae.
ACAGAACCCAUCAUGGCCAGUCAGGUUGUUCUGGUGUGUGGAGGAUCCCUAUGAAGAACCUGCAAGGAAGAAGGAAGCUGACGAGAAGCAAGGGUGAGCCGGCUCCACCAUGGUGACCGUACUUGAGCGAGACUCCAAGUGUCAGCGAUCUGCUCCACCUCCCCAGUGUAUCCGAUUCCAAAGACAUGGGAGUGAACCUGGUGACAAUGGUGCUGCUUCUGGCAAAAACAUUGAUUCGUGCAAAAGCAGGUUCCUGCUCUUCUGGAAGCGCACUCACUUGUGAAGACUGUUUGAGGCUUGGGCCGCUGUGCGGUUGGUGCUUCCAGGAGGACUUCAGCGACGAUUCAAAUUUUGGUGGGAGAUGUGAUACUCUUGAGAAUCUUUCGUCGCGAGGAUGUCCUCGGCAGUUUAUUGAGUCCCCUUUCAGCGACCUUCGGGUUAUAAAAGGCGAGCCUGUGAGUUUAAGCAGCGAGAAGAGGGACGGGAUAAGGAUACAAAUGUCCCCACAAAAACUUGCACUUAACCUGCGACCAGGCAGUCAGCUGACAUUUGGAGUGGAUGUGCGGCAGUUUGAAGAUUACCCAGUCGACCUUUAUUACCUAAUGGACCUUUCUGCCUCUAUGAUCGAUGACCUGAACAGAAUUAAAGAACUGGGCUCCUCUCUCUCCAAGGAAAUGGCCAAACUGACCAGUAACUUUAAACUAGGCUUCGGAGCAUUCGUAGACAAGCCAAUGUCUCCUUUCAUCAAAACGACUCCGAAGGAUUUAGCCAAUCCCUGCUGGACUCAGGACACAGAAUGUUUGCCUACAUUUGGUUAUAGACACAUGCUUUCGCUGACUGAAGACACAACAAGAUUUAAUGAAGUUGUUCAAAAACAGCAAAUUUCUGCAAAUGUAGAUGAUACUGAAGGAGGAUUUGAUGCAAUAUUACAAGCAACUGUCUGUAAGGAAAAAAUUGGUUGGCGUAAUGAUUCCUUACACUUGUUGGUAUUUGUGACUGAUGCUGAUACCCAUUUUGGAAUGGACAGCAAGUUGGCUGGAAUUGUCAUCCCUCAUGAUGGAAAAUGCCACUUAGACAAUGAGAACAGAUAUGCCAAGUCAACAGCAAUGGAAUAUCCCUCACUUGGGCAACUCAUAGAAAAGCUUGUGGAAAAUAAUAUCUUGCUGAUUUUUGCUGUGACAGAUAAGCAGCUGAAUACGUACAAGAAUUAUGCAACACUAAUACCUGGUGCCACAGUGGAGCCACUCGCAAGUGAUUCUGGAAAUAUUCUUCAAUUGAUUAUUAAGGCCUACAAGGAACUGCGAUCUGAGGUUGAGCUGGAAGUGACAGGAGAUACCGAUGGAGUGCAGUUCUAUUUCACUGCUAUCUGUCAAGAUGGUACUAUCCUCCAGGGACAGAAAAAAUGUUCUCACCUCUACAUUGGAGACACAGUGUCUUUCAAUGUGACUGUAGAAUUGAAGGAGUGUCUGAAUGAACAUAAGCAUAUUGUAAUCAAGCCCUUUGGAUUCAGAGACAGCCUAGAGAUCGAGAUACAGCCAGCCUGUAGCUGCAGCUGCCAAUCAAAUGCGGAACACAAUAGCUCAAGAUGUAGCAAUGGCAGUGGCUCUUACCAAUGUGGUGUAUGUGUUUGCAAUGCUGGCCGAUUAGGUCCUCAUUGUGAAUGUACAGAAGAGAACAUAAACAUGGGUACCUGCAGGCACAGUGCAGAGAACAUUUCCUGCAAUGGUCGAGGAGACUGCUACUGUGGGCAGUGUGUCUGUCAUCCAUCUGAAUUUGGACAAAUAUAUGGUGCCUACUGUGAAUGUGAUGAUUUUUCCUGUGUGAGAUUUAAAGGGCUUCAGUGUGCAGGUCAUGGGCAGUGUGAUUGUGGAGAAUGUCACUGUCACCAAGGAUGGAGUGGUGAAUACUGUAAUUGUACUACAAACACCGAUCUUUGUAUUUCUGAAGAUGGUGCAAUAUGUAGUGGACGCGGAGAGUGCAUCUGUGGGAAAUGUGUCUGCACACAUGCAGGACCCUCGGGAGAUAAAUGUGAAAAAUGUCCAACUUGUGGUGACCCCUGCAUUUCCAAACGGAUCUGCGUUGAAUGUCACCUUUCUAACAUGGGUGGAUCAGUAGAAGAAUGCGAAGAAAAAUGCAUGAUAGUUGAUUCCACAGUCAAUCAAACCACAGAAUUUGAAGAAAACCAAUCAAUCUACUGUUCUUUGAAAAGUGGCAAUGACUGCACGAUAUCAUUCCGUAUUGUUAAUGAUCAACAUGGAAGAUCAUUUCUUUAUGAUCUUGAACAAACAGCUCUAUUAAAGGAUCACACCCCAGAUAUGAAUCAAGAAGAAAGACCUGAAGAGUGCCCCUUGCCUCCAAAUGUACUAAUGAUAGUUUUGGGAAUAGCUUUGGCAAUCCUUGUGGUCGGUUUGGUUAUCCUCAGUAUCUGGAAGAUGUUUAUAUCCAUUCACGAUCGCAAAGAAGUGGCCAAAUUUGAAGCAGAACGAGCAAAAGCUAAGUGGCAAACGGGUACAAAUCCACUUUACAGAGGGUCAAUUUCCACAUUUAAAAAUGUGACCUAUAAAAAUUAUGGAAAAAAGGAAGUCACUACUAUUGGGAAUUAAUGCUUAAUUUAUUGGAAAAUUGUAAGUUUAACCGAUAGACCUGAUGCACUUUUAUGUUUGCUUAUGUCUUAAUCAUUUACAUUUAUAUGCAUGUUUUAGAAUUUUGUCUGCCUCGUGUAUAUAAAGUUUGUAACACCAUGUGUAUAUUUUGAAGACUUAUUGUAUAUAUCAGAAUGGUUGUGAUAUUUUAAUAGAAAAUUGUAUUUAUAUAAUGUGUUUAACAUAUUGUGACAUCCCAAGGCACUUCAAAGAAUGUUAUCAAAUAAAAUUUGACACCAUGCAGAUGAAGAGAUACUAGGGAAUGUGACGAAAUAGGAGAUUUUAAAAAUUGUCUCCAAAGAGAAGCCUGCUAUAGAGGAUAGGCAAAUUAGUGCAGGACGUAUACACUUAAUGGUAGGGCCCUGUGGAGUGUUGCUGAACAAUGAGAUGGACAAGUGCAAAUACAUAGUUUCUUGAGAAUGGAGCCACCGGUAGACAGGCUGGUGAAGAAGGCAUUUGGCAUGUUUGCCUUCAUUGGUCAGUGCAUUGAGUACAGGACAUGGAACAACAUGUUGCAGCUGUACAGGACAAUGGUUAGACCACUUGGAAUGCUGCAUUCAAUUUUGGUCCCUCUGCUAUGGGAAAGAUGUAAAACUUAGAAGGGUUCAACAAAGAUUUACAAGGACGUUGCUGGGAUUGGAGGGGUUGAACUAUAGGGAGGGGCUGAAAUGGCUGGGGCUAUUUUCCUGGCAUGUCAGAGGCUGAGGGAUGGCCUAAUAGAGGUUUUUUAAAUCUUGACGGGCAUGGAUAGGGUCAAUAGGCAAGAUUUUUUUUCCCAGGUUAGGGGAGUCCACAACUAGAGGUCAUAGGUUUAAGGUGACAGAUGAAAGAUUUAAAAGGAACCUGAGGGGUAACACUUUCAUGCAGAGGAUAGUGCAAGUGUGGAAUGAGCUGCCAGAGGAGGUGAGUACAAUUACAACACUUAAAAGGCAUCGGGAUGGGUGCCUAAAUAUGAAGGGUUUGGAGGGAAAUGGGCCAAAUGUUGGCAAAUAGGAUUAGAUCAGUUUAGGAUAUCUGGUAAGCAUGGAUGAGUUGGACCAAAGAGUCUGUUUCCGUGCUGUAUAACCCUAUGACUGUAAUGUGGUUGUAAUUAUCCAAUUCUUAAGAGUAGAGGAGUGCAAUAGCUACAGUUUCUCUGUAGAAACAUCAAUACUAAAUUUUCAAAUACUACUGUAAUAUGUUCAUAUUAUGUGCUUAAGAAUGUGGCCUUGGAAAAUUGCUCUCUGAAAAGCUAUUGUCUUUGUUUUAAAUUACUAUUUUAAUGGAAAUGUAACCUACAGACUUCAAAUAGGUUAGCAGUUCUGUUAAAGUUAUGGACAAGGGAAAGUGAUCUGAUAGUUUUAUUGAAUAUACACUAAAUUCUAUUAUGUAAUUUCUAGACUUUAUGGUCAUUUUUGUUUAUAUGUAAAACUUAUUGAAGAAAUUCCAGUAGUUAAGAGGAAAACUGUAGAGCAAAACCGUUAUAAAUAGUGAGUUCUGUUUUUAUUUACAGCUUUACUCAUUUGGUGAGACAUUAAAAACAUAUAAGAUUAAAAAGUGGAGAGAUCAUUGAUAAACUACUCAAAUUCAGAGAUGAAACAUCUGGACUGGAUGGAAUGUAUCUGUGCAUUUAAAAACAUAGGGAAGACAUAGAAAGAGACUUACUUGUCGUUUAUAUAUUAAAUACAUGAUAAAAGGGAAUAGUACCAGAGAACAUGUAGGCAGCUAAUGUGAUUUUUACAUUUAAAAAGUGAUAAAGAAUAAAGCUAGAGAACUAUAGAUCAAUUGGCUUAAUAGCAAUGGUAGGAAAGAUAUUAGAAUCUUUACUCAAAUAUGUAACAGAAAAGUAUGAAGGCUGAAAAUAUUAAAAAAAAUCAGCAUUGGUUUCAAAAGGGACAAAACCUUGACAAGACUUAGUAAAUUUUUUGAACUGGGAACAGAAAGAGCAGAUGAGGGUAAUGUAGUAGAUGUGGAAUAGUAAGGUAUUGCUCAGUGGGCUCAUGAUUACUGUCAGUCCAUAUGGAGUCAGGAGAGAACAGACAGUGAACUGAACAUCAGGCCAAAUGCAGAAUGGAAUUUUCCCUCUUUCAAACUAAAUUUCAAGAGCAAGAGAGUUUCCUGGACAGAAACACUUGGCUUCCUUUGGUCAGAAAUCCCACUGGAUCAUCCAUUAUUUCGGCAGCCAAGUAGAAUUGCGAAUCUGGAGCAGGAAGUUGGUCUACUCGGAUCUGUUAUCCAAUCAGAGGCUGACAUCUCCAGAACUGAGAAUCACUAGACCAGGAUAUCUUCCCCUUUGCCCCGCAAAACCUUGGAUGAAGGAUCACCACUGAGAAACCUAAGUGCUGCUUGGAAUUGGGGUUACUGGACGGGGAGCCAUAAGGAGGAGGAAGGGGAGUAUGAAGCAAAGGCUGGGGUGUGGCUCCUAGAUGCUAAUUCUGCCCCAAUUCUAUUACCUCAGGAUUGCACAAAACAGUAGAGAUUGAGACCCCAACAAACUGAAAGCUUGCAUGGACUGGUUUACCACUUUGUCAUUUCACCCGAUGGUGAGGUACUCACAGCCCAGGUAGAUUACCACCUUUAGACUGUUAUUGACUGCACACUUAGAGGCCUUAAUUGACAAGGCAGGAGGGUUGACCAUGGACCUUCACACCCAAAACGUAUUUAAUGGGUGACCUCAGUUCUCUGAAGAAGGGUUACUGGGCCCAAAACGAUAAUUCUGCUUUCUCUCCACAAAUGCUGCCAGACUUGCUGAGUUUUUCCAUCAAUUCCUGAUUUAGUCUCAUUCCCGGUACUCCUUGUUGAUCCCAAAAGGAUAUGAAAUGUCAAAUUCAAGGAUGAAGUGCUGCUCUUUGAGAAUCUGUUGAGCAGUUUGGGACCCUAAAGGAACAGGUAUUAGAUUGGCAGUGGGACAGAGAAUUAAAAUGGCAAGGAACCAGAAGCUCAAAAUGUACUUACAGACUGAAGAAGGGUAUUCCACAAAAUGAUCAUCCAAUCAACAUUUGGUUCACAGAUGUAGAGGGCUGAUCAUGAGCAGCAAACACCGUAUGCCAAAUUGAAAGAUGUACAAGGAAAUUGAUGCUUUGCCCUUGGGUCCCGGAAAGUAGAAAGUAAGAGGGCUGUUGUUAUAUCUCCUGUGCUUGCAUGGAACAGUGCCAUAGGGAAUGAAGUCUUAGAAAUGAUUGAAGAAUGGACCAGGGUGUCAAAGAGAGAAAGUGUCCCUCAAAUGCUGAAAGCCGAUGGCAAGAUGUAUUUGGUGAUGGUAUUGCUUGUCUUACAGAACAAGGUCCAUUAGGUAUGGAAGAAAGUAAGUUGGUACGUGAAGAUAAGGAAAUCCCAUUGCAGUUUUGGGAGGGAGAGAAAAGAGUGAGGGAAGAAGUGUGGUAAAUGGUAAAGAUAUGAUUAUGUUUGAGGUGAAUCCUUUCUUGAAAAAUGAGAUGACAUCUUAGAAGCAGUGAUGUGGAAAGUCACAGCAUCUGAACAGAUAUGCAAGAAGCAGAGAAACUAUAAGAUUUGAAUGGAAUCCUUGCCAGGUGUAAGGUAGAAGAAAGUAUAAUCAUGUUAGCUAGGGGAAUGAGUAGACAGAGGGAAAUGCCACUUAAGAGUUUCCAUAGUUUUCCACAAAACAUGCUAAGUUCAAAAAUUGAGUUUGAGAAAGCCAUACUUUGCAUUGCAUGUAGUAAAAGCAAGAAUUCAUAUUUCAAGGGAGUACUGACAUAGUGAAUGUUUUGAUGUCAUUAACUGGUUUGUGUGAAUAUAAUCAUCUCCUAGACUCACUGAUUUUUUUUAACUCUAACCAACUACUUGGAUGUGUGGAACUUGAAGAAAAUAUGAAAUAAAUGUUUAUUUCUUUUGUU